AGCGCCUGCUUGAGAAAUGAAAUCCUGAGAUGGCCGAUUUAUUGAUGUUCAAACUCUUCAACAGUGUCAGGAGACCGUUGCGUGGCUGGUUUGAUGAAUUAGGCCUGAUAGUUACUGGGUGUGAUCAGAGCUUGCUUGUCAGUCAAAAUAUUUGAAAGCACAUGGAUGUGAUAAGAAGAAACAAGCAAAUUGAUAGCAUCAAAUACUUACUUUUGAAGUGUCAAGAUGGCAGCAGCUUGAUGUCUACAGUCAGCUCAGGAGAUGACUCAUCAAAGCUUGAUUCACAACUGGAGAGCUUGUUGGACACUACCAGUAAAGGCAGCAAGGCCCCAUAUCAGGAUCAACUGCUGGAUGACCUGGCGGCGCUCUCGGAGACGCGCGGCCGGCUGCGGGAGGCCACCCUGCUGAUGGACUCCAGCAUGCUCGGCGACUCCGAACAGCAGCUGCCAGGAGCCACUCUCCUCAGUGACCUGGUGAGCGAGAUUGACCAGCUGGGCGGCCAGCUGGCCCGGAUCGGCGAACACUCCGAGCUGCUCGGCUGGCGGCUGCUGGAGGACAAGUUCACCACCGGCCUGGACCUGCCGUACGAGCAGCACGGCGCCGUCAAGUCGCUGCUCAGUCGGAUGGCCGCCCUGAUCUCUGAGGUCAGCGAGAUAGAGCUGUGCUUCCAGAAGGCAGCUGGGUAUAAGCCACACCGGAAAACGAACGAGGGCUUAACGAAGGCCAUCCGCUCUCUGUCGGAGCUACGCUCCCAGCUGGAGAACAUCCAGACUCUGCGGCGCAGCUGCUGCACAGGUGUCCUGGCGGAGGCCAGCCCCACCUCGGCGUCGCUCCUACAGGACUCGGAGCCGUGACCGGCUGCAGGCGCGGCUGCGUCCGCGGCGGACGCGCGCGCGCGCUCAGA
Pollicipes pollicipes is the source of this 904-nucleotide messenger RNA. RefSeq lists its product as uncharacterized. The record is from RefSeq and is a predicted model, not a curated record. Lineage: Eukaryota; Metazoa; Arthropoda; Thecostraca; Pollicipedomorpha; Pollicipedidae. Bases 162 to 854 code for a protein of 230 amino acids. The transcript has 7 exons.